AUGAAAACAAUUAUAGUUCCAUCUCGUUCUAUUGGUCAUGUUAUAGGAAAAAAAUAUACUAAAAUUCAAGAGAUUGAAAGACGCUCCAACGCUAAAUGUACUAUCAAGGAAAAUAAUGUUAUAGAAGUGGAAGGCACGAAUGAGGCUAAAAAGAUCGCUCUUAACUUGAUCAAAGAUUGUGUUUGGAAUAGUAUUGCAGUUUAUAAUCACCCAAUAGAAGCUGUUAUCGCACUUCAACCACCAUUGACCAAACUCAAAACUAUACUAUUUUCAAAAUAUGAUGGUAUUGUUGAUAGAAAUAAUAUAAACAAGGAGUACUUCAUUUUAGAUAAAGGAAAAGAAAUGAGUGAAGAUGAUCAACUCUCUUCAUUAUUUGGAAAUCUUAAUCUUGAUCAAGCUAAAGAUAUUAUCGCACCUGGAAAAGAUAGAUUUUCGGUAGAUUACAUUACCAAACGAAUAAUGGAACAAACUACCAACCAAGAUAAUAAGUCUCUUGACUUCAAAGUUAGAGUAAAUAUCGGCAAGCAACUUUUUUAUCCAGCAACUAGAGAAGUUAUUGAUCUUCCAAAAUCGGUUCCUCUCUAUGAACUCCUUAAAUACAAGAUCGGUUAUAAAAAAGAUGCUAAAACAACAUUUAUGAAUCAUGUAUCAUUCGAAGUAGCAAAGAUUAUUGAAAAUCGAUUAAUUGAAUUGGAAUAUGAAAAAAGUUCUAAAAUCAUUCAAAGAGCAUCCAUUCAUUUAAUUGAUAAUGAAGCUCAAAAACGGUUUAUUGUUUCUACAAAUAUUACAUCAGAUGGAAAAUUAAUACCUCGUAAAUUUAAAACCGAAAACAAUAAGCAUCUUUUUUACUCUUUCGCUGGACCAAAAUCUACCUUGGAUUUUCGAUUCAAAGUUAUUUCUCAAGAACCACCUAUAACAAAAAUGCCUACCGAACUUUAUAAUUAUAUAAAAAAUUCUACUUAUAAUUUUGACACAAAAACUAUUAUUAAUUUAGAAGAUACUUCUAAUUACCUUUUCACAAUUACACGUAUCAAGAUUAAACGUAUUUUUAUUAAAUCCAAGGAUGAAUUUUCGAAUGGUAAAAUUAAAGUAUCGAUUUCUGAGGUGUACGAGGAUGGAAUAAAAGAUGUACAAGUAACUAUUACUAGUGAAGCAUUACAUAAGGUUAUUGAAAAGAUGUGUCAAACUAAUAAGAUCGAUGAAAAUUUGAGAUUAGAAUGUGAUAAAGAAAUAGAAAAGUUUGUUAAUGAACUAAAAUUUAUUGUAAAUUAA
Molecule: messenger RNA, 1272 nt
Organism: Cetraspora pellucida
Lineage: Eukaryota; Fungi; Glomeromycota; Glomeromycetes; Diversisporales; Gigasporaceae
Source: the annotation of a GenBank genome assembly